CAACUAAUGAAGCCCGCAAUGAGACAUAUAAUCCUUUUCAACAAGCCAAAGUUGGCCAUAAAGCAGAUAUGAAAGGAACAUUAAUAAAUACUUCAUAUAAAUUAGAGGCCUUAUAUGGUGAAGUAUCUGGAGGGUUAGGUUUUUUUGGUCUAUCGAUAGCAAGUAGAAAGAAAAAGUAUCUCGAUAAAGUCAAAUUAUCCAUAAUGAUGCGAGAUUCAAUUAAUAUAGCUUUAAAGCAAUGGAAGCAUAUUAGUGAUAAAGACAGAAAAUCUCUAGUUCUAUAUAGAUUUACACAAGAUGGUAUAUCAAUCUUAUUCAAUUUUACAAACUUUAUAAAAGCUAUUACUAAAAAUUGA
Racocetra persica is the source of this 356-nucleotide messenger RNA. NCBI's taxonomy places the organism in Eukaryota, Fungi, Glomeromycota, Glomeromycetes, Diversisporales, Gigasporaceae. The record is from the annotation of a GenBank genome assembly.